Molecule: messenger RNA, 10833 nt
Organism: Manis pentadactyla (Chinese pangolin)
Lineage: Eukaryota; Metazoa; Chordata; Mammalia; Pholidota; Manidae
Gene: RGS3
Product: regulator of G protein signaling 3
Exons: 19
Coding region: 306-2117 (603 amino acids)
Biological process (GO): signal transduction
Cellular component (GO): nucleus; plasma membrane
Molecular function (GO): protein binding
Source: RefSeq, a predicted model, not a curated record
CUUGAGCCAUUUUCCCUGGCUGGAUAGAGUGGCAGGGUCAGGAUACCUCCCUGCUCAGAAAGGAUGCCUGGACUCAGACUUCCCCAGUUGGGAGGAAGACUGGGCACACUCAAAUCCAGGGUGCAGGUGGAAAUCUCCGCGUUCAAACCCGAGCGGGCCAAUCAGGGCCUGGCGCGCUGGCCGGUUCAAACGCGCGGUGCAGCCGGCCUCCCGCCCCGCGCCGGGGGCUCGCUGGGGCGGGGAGCGGGUGAACCUGCUGCCUCGGUUACUGGGGAGCAACACAGACGCCUUGGGUUACCAGCGCCAUGGAGCGCUCCCUGCACCGAGUCUCCGUAGGAAGCCGGCACGGCCACCAGGACUUGUCCUUCUAUCUCACCACCUUUGGUCAGCUGAAGCUGUCGAUUGACUCCCAGGACCGGGCUCUGCUGCUCCACAUUAUAGAAGGUAAAGGCCUGAUGAGCAAAGAGCCCGGCAUGUGUGAUCCCUACGUGAAGAUUUCUUUGAUCCCAGAAGAUAACCGACUACACCGUCAGAAGACACAGACCAUCCCAGACUGCAGAGACCCAGUCUUCCACGAACACUUCUUCUUUCCCAUCCAAGAGGAAGACAAACAGAAGCGCCUUCUGUUCACCGUGUGGAACAGGGCAGGUGACUCCAGAAAGAGUGGACUCAUCGGCUGCAUGAGCUUCGGGGUGAAGUCCCUCCUGACUCCAGACAAGGAGAUCAGUGGCUGGUACUACCUUCUGGGGGAAACCCUGGGCCGGACCAAGCACCUGAAGGUGGCCAGACGGCGACUGCAGCCCCGGAGAGACCCGCUAAUGAGAAUGCCCGGAGGAGGUGGGGACCCUGAGAAUCAGGAGAAACUUAAGAUCACCAUUCCGAGGGGGAAGGACGGCUUUGGCUUCACCAUCUGCUGUGACUCUCCGGUUCGAGUACAGGCUGUAGAUUCUGGGGGCCCGGCCGAGCGGGCAGGGCUGCAGCAGCUGGACACGGUGCUGCAGCUGAACGAGCGGCCUGUGGAGCACUGGAAAUGCGUGGAGCUGGCACAUGAGAUCCGGAGCUGCCCCAGCGAGAUUAUCCUGCUUGUGUGGCGCAUGGUCCCCCAGGUCAAGCCGGGGCCAGACGGUGGAGUCCUGCGGAGGGCCUCCUGCAAGUCAACACAUGACCUCCAGUCACCCCCCAACAAGCGGGAGAAGAAUUGCACCCAUGGAGCCCAGGCCCGGCCCGAGCAGCGCCACAGUUGCCACCUGGUGUGUGACAGCUCAGAUGGGCUGCUGCUUGGUGGCUGGGAACGCUACACCGAGGUGGCCAAGCAUGGGGGCCAGCACACCCUGCCUGCACUGUCCCGUGCCACUGCCCCCACCGACCCCAACUACAUCAUCCUGGCCCCACUGAACCCUGGGAGCCAGCUGCUGCGGCCUGUGUACGAGGAGGAUGCCAUCCCUGAAGAGUCAGGGAGUCCCAGUAAAGGGAAGUCCUCUACGGGCCUGGGGAAGAAGUCCCGGCUGAUGAAGACAGUGCAGACCAUGAAAGGCCAUGGGAACUAUCAGAACUGCUCGGUCCUGAGGCCUCAUGCCUCACACUCAAGUUAUGGCACAUACGUCACCCUGGCCCCCAAAGUCCUGGUGUUCCCCGUCUUCGUUCAGCCUUUAGACCUCUGUAACCCUGCCCGGACCCUCUUGUUAUCAGAGGAGCUGCUGCUGUAUGAGGGGAGGAACAAAGCUGCAGAGGUGACUCUAUUUGCGUAUUCGGACCUGCUGCUCUUCACCAAGGAGGAUGAGCCAGGCCGCUGCAAUGUCCUGAGGAACCCCCUCUACCUCCAGAGUGUGAAGCUGCAGGAAGGUUCUUCGGAAGACCUGAAGUUCUGUGUGCUGUAUCUAGCAGAGAAGGCAGAGUGCUUGUUCACUCUGGAGGCGCACUCGCAGGAGCAGAAGAGGAGAGUGUGCUGGCGCCUGUCGGAGAACAUCGCUAAGCAGCAACAGCUGGCAGCUUCCCCCCCGGAGAGCAAGAAACUCCACCCUUAUGGCUCUCUCCAGCAGGAGAUGGGGCUUGCCAACUCAACCAAUGCUACCCAGGAUAGAAGCCUUACCUCAUCAGAACAGACUCUGAUUGGCUGAGCAAACCCAGGGCGGGACUCUGCUUCUGGCAACUUAACCCUUUCUUGGGCAUCCCCUACCGCACAGUAACCACACCUCAACUGGAGCCAAAACGGAGGACCAAGAUGGUGGCCUAAGUCAUCUGAAGGGAGUGGCCCUGUGGGUGUGAAUGGACUGGCAUCAGAAGGACCGCAGUGGCGUGAGAGGCCCUGUGGGCAUGUGCAGACUGGCAUCAGAGAGUCCCAAGUGGAGAAGACUCGGAAACUGAUUCCUUACAAGGAAGGAGUUGAUGAAAUAGCAUCUCAGCUUCUGGUGGUCCCAGCACCUGCCUUGGGGCAGCAGGAGAGGUUGGGAGAGGUCAGCUCUGAUGGAGAACAUUGCCAUGACCCUCCGCUGCCAGAAGACAUCGCCACCCAUUCAGUCACUUUUUAUUCAUUCUUCCAUUCGACAGAUAUUUUGGGGGCAUCUACUUUAUGCCAGGCUCUGUGCUAGGAGCUAGGGAUACUGUGGAGAAUAAGAUGGACGAGGUCUCUGAGCUUACCAAGAUCACAGUCCUUGUAGGGGAGUGAGCAUUAAAUAAAUCACCACCAACACACACACACACAUGUACACAUGAUUACAAACUAUGUCAUGAAGGAAAAGAACAGAUUCCUUAAGAAAAGAAUAUUAUUUAGAUUGCUAUGUGUGGGUGGGGUGGGGGCAGGGGCAGGUCAUAAAUUUUAGGCUGAGGUCUGGGGGCCAGAAAGGAGUUGGCCAGGCAGGGACUUUGGGAAGAGUGUUCCAAGCCGAUGGAACAUCCGGAGGACAGUACCUGAAAUGGCAAGGAGCUUGGCUGCCUGGGGCAAUGAAGGUCAGGCCAGUGUGGCUAGGGCUUAGUGAGGAGUCAGAUGGGGUGCGUGGGGGCCCGAUCACACAGGGCUCUGGUGGUUAAUGUUUUACUGAUUUCAUUCUAGAUUUAGUGGGAAGCCACUGAAGGCUUUUGAGAAGGUGACUCAGAGAGUCUCAGUACAUUUCUAGAAGAUCAGAGAGCUCAACAAGGGGCCCAAGUAGGUGUGGGGAGAUUAGUUAGGGGUUCCCUUCAAUCUUCCAGGUGAGGGGUGAUGGUGGCCCCUCUGGACAGUGGCUGGGGAGCAGGGUAUGGGAAUGCCCAGAGUCUGGGAUAUGAUAGAAAGUCUGGGAGGAGAAGAGAUAAUUCUCUGUCCUUCCACCCACUUUGCCCUCAUCCUUCAAUGUGUCUUGCUCCUGUGCUGGGUGCAAUUGAGGAUUGGGGCCUUCCUCACAGAGGCUCCUCCAAGGCAGCUCUCCGUAGGGACCAGAGCUGAGCUCUGAGAGUGUCCCUGGAGUUGGGAGCAGGGUGCUCUUGGCCUGGUCAAGGCAGGAAAGUUCACAGCCCCCAGGCUGCAGCAAAGGCUGCCUGUGCGCUCCCUCCAUUCUAUGCUGAAUGGUCUUAUAGGAAGCUGGAACACAGCCUUCUAGAAAGUGACUUGAUUUGCUAUCUGCAGAGCUCCUAAGAGUCAGGGACCAGGGCUAGGUAUGGCUCAGCACUCCAGGGGACACAGUUCCUGCCACAAGGCUAAAGAAAGACCUGCCAAGGGGACAGUGACUAGAGCUCAGUCUGCUCACUGCUGCACCUGCCGCCAGAGCCUGGGGUUGGGCAGAGCUCACACCCUUUUCUAACCGCCAAGACCUAGAUCGGGGGAAGCCCAGGGCCACAGAUCUGAGUGACAUAGCUCACACACAAGGGGAAUGGGUAGGACCAGUGUUGCUUGCAAAGAAAAAGGGAGUCAGAGAGGCUGGAGAGAUGGUUCAGGCCAGAGAAGCCCCUGGACCGUGGACACUCUGCACUGAGUCCUAUAAGACCUUCUCAGUGUCUUUAGAGAGGGGUCUUGUGCUCUGAUAAGUUUGCACAGCUUCUCUGGCCACUCCAAGAAGGGUGGCCUAGAAGAGAAAAUGUUCCUCACCUCCCACUUUCCCUCCUCCCAGCCUAGGCAAGGUCAGACACAUCCCAUCAGCAGUCUAACAGGGGAUGGAUGUAUCUGUCUAUGACCAGGCUCAUGCCCCCACCCAGCAGGGGAACAGGUGUGGCCUGAAGUGGGGCAAGUGAUACAGUGCCUGUCAGCCAGGAAUCAGUCUGCAGGGUUAAUUCUGAGCAGUGGAGCAGCUGGGUCUACAAGGACAGCAAGCUGCACUUUGAUUUCAUUUGAUUCCCUUACAAAAUGACAUUAAGGGGAAUGUGAGGCACAGGAGAACUGCCUGUCUGGAAAGGUAGCAAGCUGUGCUCUCUGGGACCUGGUGACCUACCUCCGUCCACCAGACAGAUGCAGAGGACAAGAGUUCUGGCCACAGGGAAAUGGAGAAUCUGAAUGCAUCACCCAGCCCUGGGGACAGGGCUUUCCUCCCAGCUUGUCCCAGGAGGCUGCUGAGUCGAGUGAAUGCUCACGUCAGGGCCCUAGGCCUGGCUGGCCACUGGGGAAGCAGACAUUAGCUCCUGGGUUGGUCUUCCUUGUGACUGCGGUGAGCCACGCUGCCAUUGCUGCUGUGCCUCUCAAAUCAAUGAAACAAUUAAUUUGGCUCCAUGGGCUCGAGAAGAUGAAAUAUGACCGGGUGGCCACUGCUUUUCAGCGUUCCAGGGCAUCCCAACCAUUCAGGAUGAUGAACAAGCUUUCAAAAUUGCAUUUGGGAGUCAUAAUCACGGGAAAUGCUGCUGGCCCCGCCCUCCACAUAAAUCACGCUAAGAAGCCCACACAAUGGUCUCUUUCCUGAUGGCCCAAUUGUCUUGGUUUGGUGUCUCAGGGCCCAGGAGCUGGGAGGAUGGGAGCACAACCAUUUAUUGUUGAAAAGGCCAUCUGUGCGAUUUGAAUACAAAGUGAUCCUUUUAGUGCCCCGCACACCCUCUGAUCCUGUGUUGGUGUUUUCUCAUGUCUCAGGCUCUGGGCCUUCGGAAACUCUGUCUCUCCUGGAAGUGGUCACACCUGGUUUCUGCUGGCCUGGGUCUAUGACCCUUUGGGAGUUGGGACCUGUUGGAAAUAAUGAUGACAUUUAUUUAUGUAUGUCUUGUUUUUAUUAAUUCUUUAUGUAAAUUUUUUUUCAUAAAUUCUUCCACCAAAGCUCUCAUUUCUCACACACAGCAACAAGGGGGCUCUGCAAAGGGAAGGCCGAGACAGUUUCCCAAUGUGGGAGGGUUCCCCGCAGUGAGAGCAUGGGCCUCAGGGAGGGCAACCGGGCCCCAGAGUAUUACCUCCCCAGGCCUCCCAGCAGCCUCGUUUUACCCGUGAAAAGGGCUAAGACUCAGAGAAGUUAAAUGAUUUAUCCAAGGUCAAACAGCUGGUAAGAGGCUGAGCUGGUCCUCAAGCUAAGGCCUCUCAACCGAAUCCACUGUUCUUUUCAGAUGUAAAGAUAGCCUUUUAGGGGUGGAACUAAGAAAAAUCAAUCAUCUCCUCCAGGAAGAGGCAGGAGGAAGACAUGCCACAUCUAGAAGCUGUGGUCCUUUAAGCUCUGGUGGGGGUACUUUAGGACAAAUAAAUGACAGGCCCUAUUCUCUACACAUUGGGGAAGAAACUUCCAGAGUUCAUAUUCCUGGGGGAGGUGGCCCAGGCUGCAAAGAUCAAUAGUUUCACAAGAUUUGAGAAGUCUGAUAUGAAAGAUAAGGUGGGGCUCCUUAGGACAGGCUCUCAGGGGCAUGGGGACAGUCAGGUGGCCCCUUUCCCUUUUGAGUCCGGAGUUCAAGAGGAUCAGCAGACAUGGUCUUGGGGUACCUGGCGGCAAUGGAACCAUGGCCACAGCUUCAGCUCCAGGUCCAAGUGGGCUAAGCAGGAGUCCUGGAAGGAGGGCUUUGACCCAAGCCCUGUUGAAGUAGGCGGGUGAGCCCAGUUCUGGGGCUAUAUUUUGCUAAUUGACUGGUUUUGAAUUUCAGCCCUAAUUACUUAACUGGGAAUCAACUGGAUUAUAUUUCAGACAUCCCCCAAUUAAGCUGACUCUUUUCCCUAAAAUGUGCAACAAUUUUCCAGUCUCUCCAGCCCUCCCCCUCCUUCCUUGCUGCCCCUCUGGCUGUGGACAGAUUCCUUCUCUGUGUCAUGUUCAUGGUCUCGGCCAUAUUGCUCUCUUUUUUUGACUUUCAACAAAGACAGCACAACCUUAUCUCCUAUCAUGUCUUGUCUUUACUUUCUCUCAGCCUUUCUCUGAAUAGGGCCACCAUCCUCCAUGUUGUUCCCAGAUCCUUGUUAAGGGCGGAAUAAUAACACUAGGUAAUUUAAUGAGCAUGUACACUGUGAGCCUGACAUGGUGCCAGGCUUUGACCUACAUUGUCUCUUUAAUCCUCACUACAGCCUCAUGAGGUGCAUUAUCCCCAUUACACAUUUACUCUCAUUAUAUCCAAUUGGGAGACGAAGCUGCUGAGUCUUAGAGAAACUUGCCCAAGGUCACGCAGCUAGGGGAUGGCUAGGAUUGGAACCUGGGCAGCCCAACUCCAGAGCAUCCGCUUUUGAUUGCUCUAUUCUCCUGCUUUGCAGCUUGAAAUCAAGCACCAUCCAAGCUGGGAGGGGCCGAGGGGACUGAACAGUCACACUCACUCCUGCCUCAAGACCAUGUGGGAGGUCAUUGUCUUCGGAAUAAAGCCCAGGUCUCAGCGUGGCUCUCAAGGUUCUCCCUGGUUGAUCUGCACAGUUCUUGCUUUGUACCCACAGUCUGACCACACUGGAUUAUUCCUUUUCCAAACUCUCUGUGUGCAUUCAUGUUUAGGCUAUUUCUUCUGGCUGAUGUGUCUGCCCUUCUCCAUUGUCCCUGCUAGAUGCAAUCCUCAAUCUUCGAGGCUUGGCUCUCCUGAGACACCUGUCUAAGGCAGGCAUCAGAGGUCAUUGCUUCCCCCUCUGCAUUCCCAUAGUGUUUUGUUCACCCAUAACAUGGUAGGUGGAUAUGUCUCACCUGCAAGACUAUGAGCUACUUGGGAACCAGUGGAGGCAAAUCUUAUUUAUUUCUUAUUCUGUUACUUCCUGGUCCUUAGUAGGUGUUCAGUAGAUGUUGUAGAAUUGAAUUGGGCCCUACAGUUCAAGGCCUUCAUGUUGUAGAAUCUAGAUGAGGAACUGAGGCUCAAAAAGGGGGAAGCGACCUGACCAGGGUCAUGGCACAAAUUACUGGCAGGGUCAGGACUAGAAAUCAGGUGUCCUGACUCUCUUGACUCAAUGCUUUUCCUGUUGCACCUCAGCUUUGUGGGACCAGAGCCUGGAUCCCCACCUGGUUCAUUAAGGUGUCCAGGUUCACUCGGGGUCAUGGAUACCACCAUAUUCCAUGCUGACUCCUGGCACCCUUGGAGGGAAAGGAGACCUAAUCAGAACUGCUCCUAUGGUUUUGGUCCCAGGUUUACAUAUCCGAAAGCAGAGAAUAUAGUAUUUAUUUUAUGAGUGACUAGACUUUUCAUGGAACUAUAGAACCUUUGAAUGUAGUACUGAAAAGCCUCCCUCCUUCACCACCAGAUCAAUUGAUUAACAAGCUGAUUUGCAGAAACCAAGACUAUAGAAGGGCCAGAGCUUAGAUGUUGCUAGAGCUGGAAGAACCCAGAUCCCUACCUGCCAGGCCAGCGCUCCCCUUCAGGGGCUUUGAAGCGUCUGCCAGAUUGGAGGCAGGGAGGGGUGCAGAGUGCCUUAGGAUCUUGUCAUCUCACUCAUUAGGAAAAGUCAGUCACCACUUUGGGCUGUAAUGGAAAUAGUGAGAAAUGGCUUGACUAAUGGCGUGGGCAGAGGUUGUCUAGUCAGCGGCUUGUCUAUAAAUUCCUGGUGUGUUCUUGCUGGAGCGGAAUGAAUGGGGCUGCUGUGUUUUACCUGGAGCUCUGAGCACAGCAGGACUAUUGGAGAUGCUUGCUGUGGUCUAGUCUAAAAAUAGUAGUCGGAGCGAACUGAGGGGAAGAGAAGGGGGCUCCUUCAGGAGCUGGGUGGGGCAACUCGAGUUGCCCCUUCCUCUUCCUGCCAGGCUCUACGUGAGGAUGUGCCCUAGCUGUAGAGAAUCUAGAUCUGGGAGAGUCUUGGAGCUGUCAGCCCUCGCACCCCCUUCUCAUACAGCAGAGGAGGCCGAGGAGGCCCUGGAGGCCCAGAGAGGUGAAAGGACUGGCCAGCCGUCACAGCUUGGGGCAAAGGUCCCAGAAAGCAGGCUGUUUUCCUCCUACUGUUUAACAGAGCAGCCGCCAGCCUUGCUAGGUUUUCUCUGGCUGCUUCUGGGUGUGCACCGGGCCUGGGAACUCCUGGGGCCGGAUGUGGUUGGGCUUCCUGAGAGUCGCCUGGCGGGCGAGGAGUCCCCAGCUAGUCUGCCCCAAGUGCUGACCUCUGCCAGCUGGCCUUCCAGCACCACGCCUUCCCUUUGCUGCUGUCCCCACCCUUACUGACUUGUCCGUCUGUUGUCCCUUGGAUUGUCUGCAGGGAGGGUGGACAAGGGCCGGCACAGAGCCAGCCCUCAAGACCAGAGGGCCUAGUAUAGCUCGAGACCUUUUUCUGCUCUUCCCUAGGAAUAAGCAGAGGGAGCUAAGGUAGAAGAAGGGCCUAGGUUUAGAGACAGGCAGGCCAGGGUUCAAAUCCCUGCUCUGCUUCUCACUAGCUGUGGGAUUCCUGGUGGGUCAUCUAGCAUCUGUCAAAUAAGAAAAGGACACCCAUCUUACUGGAUUCUUGUGAGGAUUAAAGGGGAUGGUCUGUGCAAUGUACCUGGCAUGUAGUAGGUACUCAGUAAUGGGGUUGUUGCUCAGUCAGGUGUGAACUUGUGCUUGACUCUCUGCAACCCCCUUCCUUGGGACCUCCACCCAUGGGGGCAUGGUAGGUGUUUUUUCUUUUUAAUGUAGUGGAAUUUUGUUGCAUUGUUAUAAAAGUAAGUUGUGUUUAUUAGAAAGAAAACAUGAAAUACAGUUGAAGGAAAUGUUCACCCUUAAUUCCCAUACCCGGAGAUCACUACUGUUAACAUUUUGGGGUGUUAUCUGGUGAGGCAUUUGUUUAUACACACAUAUCUUAUUUGCAAAUUGGGAUUACUGGUGUAUACAGUUUUCUAACAUGCUUUUUUCCAUUUAACAAUGUAGUGUAUCUAUGUUCCCAUGUCAAUAAAUAUUCAUCUACAGCAUCAUUUUUAGUGCUUACAAAGUAGUUCAUUAUGUAGGUGAAGCAUCCUUUAUUUAAAUAAUCUCUAAUAGUUCAACAUUUAGGUUAUUUCCAAUUUUUCAUUGUUAAAAAAGCCUGGGAUAAAAAUCCUCAUAGGUAUAUUUUAGCAUCUCUAACAUCCAGUGUAGAUAUUUGGCCCUCUACAAAUACUUUUUGAAUGAACAUUUUGUUAGAAUAAAUUCCUGGUAGUACAAAUUCCAAGUCAAAGGGCAUAUAUUUAGUAAAAAGAGUUCCUGAUACAUAUUACCAGGUGACUGUCCAGAACAGUUGUACCAUUUUAUAAUCGGUACUUUAGGUUGACUGAUAUAUCUUGCUUGGCAUGGUAAGUCCUACUUCCUGGGAAACCCCUCAGUCCCAAGCAAACUAAGACAGCCUUAGGAAGAGAAUGCCCAUUUCCCCACACCCUCACCAGCACCUUGCAUUGUUGCACUUUUUGGUAGGUUAAUUUUUUUGAUUAGUAGAGAUGUUGAAUAUUUAUGUGACUUUUAGUCACUUAUGUUUCUUCUUUUGUGAGUAGUGUUUUCAAGUGUUUUGCCCAUUUUUCUUUUAGGUUGUUUAUAGUUUAGUCAUUAAUUCACAAGAGCUCUUUAUAUAAUAAGGAUAUUUGGUCUGUUAGCCUUUUAUUUUUCAUUGUAUUUUUAAUCUAAAGAUGUUUCUGAUUAUAGGUAAUUAUAUCUAUAGAUUGUUUUAUUGAGCUAUUAUUCACAUAUACAAUUCAUCCAUUGAAGUGUAAAAUUCAGUGGCUUUUUAGUAUGCCCACAGACUUGUGCAACCUUCACCACAAUUCAAUUUUAGAACAUGUUCAUUAUGUCUAAAAGAAACCAUGCCCUUUAGCUGUCAUCCACCAAUUCCCCCAUCUCCUCUAGUCCUAGGCAACCACGAAUCUACUUUCUGUCUCUAGAUUUGCCUGUUCUGGACAUUUCACAUAAAUGGAAUCAUAUAAUGUUUGGUCUUUUGUGUCUGGGUUCUUUCAUUUAGCAUAAUGUUUUCAAGGUUCAUCCAUAUUAUAUCAUGUAUCAGCACUUCAUUCUCUUUAUGGCUGAGUAAUAUUCCAUUAUAUGGAUAUACUACAUUUUAUUUAUCCAGUCCUCCGUUGAGAAACAAUUAGGUUGUUUCCACCUUUUGGCUGUUAUGAAUAAUGCUGCCAUAAAUGUUUCUGUGCAAUUCUUUUGUGUGGGCAUGUUUUCAUUUCUCUUGAGUAUAUACCUAGGAGUGGAAUCCCUUGAUCAAAGGGUAACUGUGUUUAAUUUUUUGAGGGACUGCUAGACUGUUUUCUAAAGUGGCUGUACCAUUUUAUAGUUCUAUCAUCAGUGUUUUUCCCAUUUGUUGUUUUCCUGUUUUUAAAAUUAUAGUCAUGCCAGUGGGUAUGAAAUAGUAUCUCAUUGUGGCUUUGGAUUGCAUUUUUCUGAUGACUACUAUCAUAUAUAUAAAUUUAAACAAAUACUUUUUGCCCGUGGUGUUGUGGUAUUCACCCCAGGAUCAUACAAUAUUCACUAAUACACCUUGAACUUUAUGAUUUUAUUUUUCAGCUUGUACACUUGAGUCUAUCUGGAAUUUACUUUGGCUUAUAGUAUGAGGCAAAAUGCUUUUCAGUUUUCCCCGUUAUUUGC